Messenger RNA from Paramacrobiotus metropolitanus, 1246 nucleotides. RefSeq lists its product as uncharacterized. The record is from RefSeq and is a predicted model, not a curated record. The transcript is spliced from 2 exons. Lineage: Eukaryota; Metazoa; Tardigrada; Eutardigrada; Parachela; Macrobiotidae. The coding region runs from base 140 to 493 and encodes 117 amino acids.
UCUCUUGACCUUCUCCCCAUACCCGCACUAGGGUAGUAUUUACGUCCACUAUUUUUCACUUUUUGCCGGUAAUUUAACCGUACUCUAAUCGUUGUCACUGUCCCGCGUUUCUAAGUGCACACAUUGCCGAUUACACAAGAUGGCUGCAUUCUCACCAGUCAGCGCCCUCAUCGCUCUGUCCAUUCUAUGCUCGAUGGUCAACGCCCAGCAGUUCCAGUUCAGCCGGCUGUGGCAUCCGGGCAAACGGGCCUUCGACUACUCCAACCCAUACUUCACCUCCUGGUCACCUUUCUCCGGAUUGGCCGGCGGAAUGCGCCUGCUGAGUGUCCGCCAACCCGAUGCGGCCAUUCGCAACGCCGAUGCCGAUUAUGUCAUGGAGGACAAUGGAAACUUCCUGUAUCCGGAAGUGGCCACGUUCUCCACGGAGCCGGUUCAGACCAUCACGCAGCCGGUGGAGGCACCGGUAAAACUCAACCCGGCACACCGCUUCUAGCGUCCGGAUCGGCCAUACAGACCCGAAUGUCGUUGGUUCCAUCAAGCGCCGCCAAGAACAAGGACGCCAAAGUGUAAAUCCCCGGGUUUAUUCCGGCAUCUUUUAUUACGCAAGCUGAUACGGAUAGUUUUAAUAUUCUCGCGUAUAACGUAAUUCAUGAGAUUUGAUUCCAGCAAAUAAAUUUAUCACUGCAUUACUUUACUUAACAUAAAUUUGCUUGCUCAUAUAAUACUUAAUAUAAUUAUUGUAUAUGCCACCAGACAGGAUAUGGUAAUAAGUAAUAACUAUUAUUAAUACAGCCAGCUCUGCAUUAUUAUUCUCUUAAUUACUUUACUUAAACCUUUUCACUUCAAACCCGUAGAAGUAAUGAUUUUCCAAAACAUAUCAUCACCAGAAGAAUAUAUUGAACCGAGUGAGUAGUUUGGUAUGCAGUGAUAAAUUACAGCGCAAUCUUCGUUUUCUGUGGCUCAACCGUAAGAAUUAUAAUAACUACGCAUGCAUCUUGGACCAGGUUCUUUUAAGACUUAUUAUUUUAAGUUAUGGUAAGCAUGCGCGUUAUGCAUUUCACGCAUACAUAAUGCCGUUGAUUUUCCUUUUCCACUCUCGAGAUAGUGAAGCUAUCGCUCAUGAAUAUUACCAAAUUUGGCACAUGUAUGUUAAGAUUGUUAGCUAAAGAUUUUGUUGACAAUUAAUGGUAAUAAAAAAUGCAAAAUUUAUGUUCCUGUAACAGCUAAGAAAUCACGUGCAAAACUA